UUUCUUUUUCUGCAUAGCAAAAAACCAAAAAGUACAAAAACCAUUGAAAAACAAAACUUAGAGGUUGUCCUUCAUUUUUCUUCGUCUUCUUUGUUCCAAGUUCCAGCAUGGUUAACGCAGAUUCUCUCACCUCUUCCCUCAAUUGUGUCGACCUCUCCAACCCUGACAUAAACCAAUCCGUUAAUUCGCUCAAACAGGCAUGCUUGGAUUCUGGUUUCUUCUACGUUGUGAAUCAUGGAAUAAGCCAGGAAUUCAUGGACGAGGUUUUUGCAGAGAGCAAGAAAUUCUUCUCUCUUCCACAUAAGGAGAAGAUGAAGCUCCUCAGGAAUGAGAAGCAUAGGGGGUAUACUCCUGUUCUUGAUGAACUACUUGAUCCUGAAAACCAAGUUCAUGUAGGAGAUUACAAAGAGGGAUAUUAUAUUGGAGUUGAAGUAGCUGAAGAUGAUCCAAAAUCACAUAAACCUUUCUAUGGACCAAAUCGAUGGCCUUCGUCAGGUAUUCUGCCUAAAUGGAGGGAGACUAUGGAAAAAUACCAUGAACAAGCAUUAGAAGUGGGAAAAAAAGUUGCAAGGAUAAUUGCCCUUGCUCUUGGUUUGGAUGCCAAUUUCUUUGAUCAGCCGAAAAUGCUCGGAGAGCCAAUUGCAAUUCUGCGUUUGCUGCACUAUGAAGGUAGAAUAUCAGAUCCCACAAAAGGAUUAUUUGGAGCUGGAGCUCAUACUGAUUAUGGGUUAAUUACACUAUUGGCGACGGAUGAGAUCUCAGGUCUUCAAAUAUGUAAAGAUAGGGAUGCUAAGCCUCAGAAAUGGGAGGAUGUGCCGCCAAUGAAGGGAGCAUUCAUAGUGAAUAUCGGUGACAUGCUGGAGCGCUGGAGCAACUGUGUUUUCAAGUCUACACUGCACAGAGUUCUGGGAAAUGGUAAAGAGAGAUAUUCUAUUCCUUUCUUUUUGGAGCCUAGUCAUGAAUGUCUAGUGGAAUGCUUGCCAACAUGCAAAUCUGCCACAAAUCCUGCCAAGUUUCCUCCUAUCCUAUGCCAGGACUACCUGAGCCAACGAUACAACGAUACUCACGCCAAUCUUACUAUUUACAAGAAACAGAAAAAUCUUCAAUACUAAAAUCCUUUGGAUGUGUAAAAGCUAGGAGAUUUUCCCCAAGAACAUUACUACUCAUGCAGAAUUGGACAUUGCUUAAAAUCUUAAGUAUCAAGUCUUUUGGAGGUGUGAAUCCUAAAGAGAAUGGAAAUUGCUGUUUUGUUAACCUACAAGCAUAGUGCAUUAGCCACCUUAUAUGUAUAGAUUUAGUUUUUACAUGGUAGGUAGUUGGUUUGAUGUUUACUAAAGCUAAAGGGGAAAAAGAAACAUAUAUAUGAAAUUAACAGUUGUAUUUUAUUUUAUUUUUUUGUUUGGUUCAAGCUCAAAUUUAGGAAUUAUAGGAGGAAGGAUAGUAGGAUUUGCUUCCACUUCCAUUGUGCUUUUCAAACUUUUAGCACAUUCAAUUUCUUUCGUAGGACUUGCAAGUGAAAUUUAUCUUCUAUA
Molecule: messenger RNA, 1532 nt
Organism: Arachis duranensis
Lineage: Eukaryota; Viridiplantae; Streptophyta; Magnoliopsida; Fabales; Fabaceae
Product: 2-oxoglutarate-Fe(II) type oxidoreductase hxnY
Exons: 11
Coding region: 108-1112 (334 amino acids)
Source: RefSeq, a predicted model, not a curated record